Molecule: messenger RNA, 2349 nt
Organism: Penicillium canariense
Lineage: Eukaryota; Fungi; Ascomycota; Eurotiomycetes; Eurotiales; Aspergillaceae
Product: anaphase promoting complex subunit CDC16
Exons: 1
Coding region: 1-2349 (782 amino acids)
Biological process (GO): cell division
Molecular function (GO): protein binding
Source: RefSeq, a predicted model, not a curated record
AUGGAGAAGUACCUGCGCUCCUGGCGGCAGGACGCGUUAAAUCGCGGCCAGCAUGAUUCCGCCAUCUACAUUGGCGACAAGGUUCUUGCGCUCACCAGUACGCCCCUCAGCGCUCCCUAUUCGCAACAAGCGGCUGAUCAGUGGGAAACAGACAGUGACUCGGAUGCUUUUUGGCUGGCCCAAGUCCAUUUUUCCAACAACAACUUUACACGCGCCCUCGCCCUUUUGUCCCGCAAAGACCUCGUCUCGAGAAGCACUGCCUGUCGCUACCUCGCAGCUCAUUGCUACAUUAAACAGAACCAGUUCGAACAGGCCCUCUCAAUUCUCGGAGAGCAUAACCCUACCGAUUUGAUCCGGAGUAACAACAGUCGCCGGAAGAUCCAGCACCUCAACGGUCAGAGCCAUGUCACACUACGGAAUGGAAGGAGCACAACAACGCGUGGGGAGCGAGGUGAGGAUCGCGAAAGGGACGAAGCCAAUAAUGUGAGGUUUGAGGCCGCCAUGUGCUAUUUGAGAGGACUCUGCUUUGCGAAACAAAAUGCGUUCGACCGAGCACGGGACUGCUACAAGGACGCUGUACGGAUUGAUGUGCAGUGCUUUGAGGCCUUUGACCAGCUUAUGAAAAACUCACUCAUGUCGCCCACGGAGGAACUAGAAUUUCUCGAAUCCCUGGAUUUCGACUCGGUCUCCUCGCCUGACCCCGCGAUCACUCAGGAGGCAGCCCACUUCACCAAGAUGCUUUACACCACCCGUCUGUCAAAGUACUCGGCCCCGAGUCUUUUGUCAGAUGCAACUGAAACCCUUUCCACACAUUACAACCUGUCUGAGAACCCUGACAUCUUGCUGUCGCGCGCAGAGGCGCUUUACACACAAUGUCGGUUCGCCGAAGCCUUGGAACUGACCUCCUCUAUCCUCUCCACCUCCCAGUCAAGCGAAUUGACAUCCACCAACAGCCCCAGCAUUCCUGCACAUAGCAAUCUGGGUCACGCCCCCGCGGUCUACCCACUUCAUCUGGCGUGCCUUUACGAAACCGGUGCCACCAAUGCGCUGUUUCUGCUUUCGCACAUGCUGGCUGACCACGCCCCCGAGGAACCCUAUACAUAUCUCGCAAUCGGUGUCUACUACCUAUCCGUGUCGAAGAUUGCUGAGGCGCGUCGAUUCUUUUCGAAAGCGUCUUUACUGGAUCCUCACUCUGCACCGGCUUGGAUCGGUUUCGCUCAUACCUUUGCGGCUGAGGGCGAGCAUGAUCAGGCCAUCGCCGCCUAUAGCACUGCUGCGAGACUCUUCCAGGGCAGCCACCUGCCACAGCUCUUCCUUGGAAUGCAACACCUGGCUUUGAACAAUAUGUCGUUGGCGCACGAAUAUCUCUGUGCAGCUUAUGCCAUGUCGACCGGAGCUGCGCCUGGUUCGGGCCCCAGCCUUUCUUCGAACCUGUCGGCCGUGUCUCUUGGCGGCGAUCCUCUUGUGUUGAACGAGCUCGGGGUGGUCUUCUAUCAUCAGAAUAAUCACGGUGCUGCAGUCGAGCUGUUCCGGCAAGCCCUGGCGCUAGCUGCCUCACUCCACUGCGAACCCGGUGCCUGGGUUGCCACUCGCGCGAACAUGGGCCAUGCACUUCGUCGCCUCGGUCGUCUCCCUGAGGCUCUCCGGGAGUUCGACGACUGCCUUCGUGUUGGAGCCGGAGGAACCAGUCUGGGGUACUCUCCCUUUCUGGGCGGCGGUGCUGGGGGUUCCGCUGCGGUGGCGACGGCAUCCGGGGUUGGGGGCUAUGAGGACCGGGGCCUUGUGGGAUCGCUGCAUACCUCGCGCGGACUAUUACUCCUGGAACUCGGUCGCACCAGUGACGCUGUGACGUCUCUCCACGAAGCGGUUCGCGUGUUAGGAGCCAGUGGCGGCGGGGAUGCCGCCGGCGGUGCUGGCGUUGCUGGCACCCUGCUGAACCGAGCGCUGGAAGUCUGGGCCGUGGAGGGCCGCGAGCGCGAUCGGCAAGCCAUGGACGAGGGCACCACCAGCCGUGGCUCAUAUCGCGCCCGGGAUAUGAACGGCCGCGAGCGGACUGCGACUGAUGAGAGCAACCGACGCCGAAUCCGACACGCGGGAUAUGCGGAGGAAUGGACGGACGAAGUGACUCAUGCCGCGACCUCCGAGACCCUGGACACGGAGACCCUGGAGGAACGAGUUGAGAUGGACCUCGAUGAUAAAGCGGAUACCCUGCUGGGGCGCGCCUUGGGUCGUGUUCGCCCUGGCGGCCGAACGCGUCGCACGCCGCGGCCGGCCAGUCCAGACAUCAAGGGCGGCGCGCCCGCUGCUAGGCGACGGGACAGGGCCCAUCGAAGCCAACCGGGCCAAUGA